AUGGUCGUCAUUGACGUCCGUGGGGUCUUCACUCUUCGGGUCAGCGCCUGUAACUGUGGGCUGGGUCAAAGGCGGAACAUCCUGUCUCAGCUUCUCGCUCAUGGCUGGUAUCCCGCGACCACGACGGACCCAGAGACUUGCGCUACACUGGAAGUUCUGGAACUCUUCCGGCUCUUGCAGAUGGUCGGAAAUAUCAAUGUCAAUGACUUCAUUGGCUCAAUUGAAAGACUGACUGAUGCGACCCGUCUUGAGGCAACUCCCGAUCGUUACAAGGCAUUCUUCCGGAUGCAUCGGCAAUAUGCUUACCUCAUUCGGGCGAAACGGGCCGGGCGGGGGGGCAUGACUCAGGCGGCCUUGCAGAGACAGCCACGGGUGAGUUGGCCGUGUCUUGCUGGGCAUGCCCUCAACCUGGACGAAACUUGCCGGAUGGUUGGAAACGGGUCGACCGCCCGCAACGGUAAGACUUAUCGACGGGUUGCUGUCGCGUCGACACUAACUAACUUCAGGCUCAAGAAUCGCAUCCGAGCUAACGAGCGGCAAGAUCCGGCUCUGGCGAAAGGGAAGGGUUACUUUGUUCAAUCCGACGCCUACAAGCGACAUUUGCGGGAAUACGUGGCUGAGAAGGAGGUCCACAGUUGUGCUACAUUUGCUGCUCUGGUCCAACAAGACACGAAGGUUACCACGGGUUUGAGGGUCUCUGGCGUGGGCGGAGUAGUCUGCGCUCGACACGGACUAGUUCGGAAACAGGGAAUGGGUGACUUACAGAAAGGCGAGAGAUACGCUAACAUCGACUACAUCGUAAUGGCGACGCUGCAGGGCGAGAAAGUUAUCAACGUGACUAUCAGCUACGAUAUCGCCUGCCAUUGGCAGGUUCUCUUGCCUGUCAGGGGCGAACGCAUCCACCAACGCGGAGAUCUGUCGACGGACCUCAGCAAAUACAAAAUGCAGUUUGCGCUGCCAGUCUGGCAUGCGUCCGCGCAUGAAAUAAAUUGCCGUUCGAAGAACACUCUAAGCUACGGCGCUACGAAAGAGAUGGGAGAAGGCGCUCGACACGAUACGCUCGAGGAUAAGAUUGACCAUUUGAAUUUCGAAAAAAAUGUUGGACAAGGGAAAAUCCUCAUGCGAAAACUCAUCGUUGCUCUGGCUGAGCGGCGCACGCAAGAGGAUGAGUUUGAAGAGAUGACAGAGAGCGUAUCGGAGGAGAAACUGAAGGUUUGGGAGAAAAUGGUUGUUGACUGGGAGAAAGACCAUGAAAAACCCAACCCUUUCUUAAUCGUUGGGGGCCAAGAAGCGGGACCGUCGGAAAGAGAGGUCAUGCAGCAACUGAAGGCCGCCGAAGUAGAGGACGCGCGCUCUGGUCGAGCGCCGUUGGUCCCGGAAGGCAAGAUGACGGCUGCUGGCUUUGUUAAGGCUGGCUUCCAGCUUGAGGAAUCUCAACGUCGCAUCUUGGCAGAACUCAAAGCCAAGACUAUCAUCUCCGCGGACCGCUCGAGCGCAAUACAAGAACAGCGCUUUUCCUUGCACAAACGAUUGAAGAUCUUCAACGACUUGCAACUGACUUAUAUGCCUGGGGUCGAAGAUCUCAGGGCUCGUGAAGAUGAACUACGAGAUCCAGACGAGCCUCCUCCGAAAGCUGAGCAUAUCAAGAUCUACUUACCUUCGGAACUGUCGGCUGACGAUCGCCGCACCUAUUGUCGACGUGGGGUUGCCGAUGCAGAAGCCAAAUUACGGCUCGGACAAUGUGCUGACGCCUUGAUGGUGUUGCGGGGUGGCGCAAAAGGGGGCGACAAGGUCCGCCACGCUGUUGGAACACAUUGGAGAGCGCAUCGCUAG
Messenger RNA from Mycena indigotica, 1833 nucleotides. RefSeq names its product CxC2 domain-containing protein. NCBI's taxonomy places the organism in Eukaryota, Fungi, Basidiomycota, Agaricomycetes, Agaricales, Mycenaceae. The coding region runs from base 1 to 1833 and encodes 610 amino acids. The transcript is spliced from 10 exons. The record is from RefSeq and is a predicted model, not a curated record.